UCGCAACAGCCUCCAGCACGGCGAUAUGGCGCAGUGUCGCGAGGCAUCGUGCUGCGAGUUGAGGUUCGCGCUGGGAAGCAGGACCGCUGCCUCCAUGUUACGGAGUUUUUUAGUGUUUUUUUGGUUUUAACCAUGGCUGUCGCCACUGCCAGGGGGAGCGCCUGUUGUGUCGCGACAGGGGGCUGCUGUAUGCUGACAAGUGGGAGCCCACUGUUUCUGACUAGGCAAGAAGUGGCCUGAGGGAAUGGUUGAAAUUCAGUAGGAAUAAGUGCAGUUUUUCCUGCUUCAGUGGGACGAAGUGGGCUGGGCAGGAGCACCCCAAGAGCUGAAGAUAAUGAAACGCCACCACACGUCUUCCGGUAAGACGGGGGAGACCACUGUUGGGGGAACGGUAAAAAAAUCUCGUAAAUCAAUACAUCAACAAGGGUGUUCCAGCAAAAAAAAGGGAACAGAUGGAGGAAGAAGAAAACAAAGUCAAAAAGGAGAGCAGAUCACUCAGACAGUCAAAUGGAAAGCUAAGGAACACAGGGACAAUUCUCCUGCAGCAAAAGAAAAUGGUUCUUCAAAAGAGAUAAAGCUAACCAGUGCUGAAAUAGCAUCUUGGCAGACUCUCUCAGAGAGCAGCAAGCAGUUUCUGGAAACUGUGAUGGAUUCAGUAAUACUAUCUGUUUUGUGCCAACAAAGAGAGAGGAAAGAAGAUGUUCAGAAACACCUCAAUUUAUUGAAAGAAAGGAUGCUGAGAUUUUUCAAGACCUUAAAGGUACCUCCAGGGAAGUUGGGCAACCUGAAGAAUUUCCGGAGUCUUCAAGUAGCAGAGAAACAAAUGCUCGAGACAAAUGAAGAGUCAUUGGUACAAUUGCAGGAAGAAAUAAAUGAAGCAGAGCGAUCAGCAGAGCACGUAGAUGAAACUAUACGGCAACUACAGUACAAAAUCCAGGUGCUCAGGAACCAGUUGGAGGAAGGUGAAAAAAAGGCUAGGAAGGUAUUCCAGAAAGACUGCAGUGGAGCACUCCACCUUCCAGAACUCCCCAAGCACAGCUUAGAGGCACCCAGUCUGCAAGAAGAAAUUUUGAAGAUAAAAAAUAAGAAUGGUCUUCUAAAGGAUAUGAACACUAUUCAGCAGUCAGCUGAUAUGAAGAACAUGUUCACUCUCGUUGAAAAGAUCUAUGAGAAGGUGGAUUUCAUUUGAGAAGCCAAAACAGAUGGAGUCUGCUUUGAAGCAAGAUAACCUCUGCCAGUAUGCUAUACUAAUGCAGAACAACAAUUGUUGAUUCUGGAAACAGUGCUUUCUUCCUUAAGGUUUUAGUCUUCUGACUGCUGAAUUUCUAUUAAAACACCGUGUAUGAAUAUUGGCAUGUAAAUUCAUAGAUGCUUUUGGGGACUCUAGUGAUUUAGGUGCUCCAUCAGAAAUUUUUUUUUAACCAGUGAGGACCUCUUCUAAUGAAUAUAUAUAUUUUCUUAGGGGAAGAAAGGAAAAUGGGUUUUGGGUUUAUUUGGACAUUUCUGUAGACUUGGGCAAUGUAUUUCCUUGUGUUUGGACUUUGAUAUCAAAUAUGUAAAUCAGUAAAGGCUGUGCCUCUUAUGAAACUAAUGUUCAUUUAAGAGUUAAAUCCUCUUUAAACAUGAAGCACCUAGUAAAGAGAAGUCUGUCUAAUGCUGAGUUGCAAAUCCCCUUUCCAGCUUCAUUACCUUUUUUUAAUAAAAAAGCCUACACUGCA
Dromaius novaehollandiae (emu) is the source of this 1718-nucleotide messenger RNA. It is a transcript of the gene CENPQ, whose product is annotated as centromere protein Q. The transcript is spliced from 9 exons. The record is from RefSeq and is a predicted model, not a curated record. NCBI's taxonomy places the organism in Eukaryota, Metazoa, Chordata, Aves, Casuariiformes, Dromaiidae. The coding region runs from base 335 to 1189 and encodes 284 amino acids. Gene Ontology annotation, cellular component: nucleus.